UGUUUUUCUUCUUUCGCCUGGAUUCUCCAUGUUGUUGCAGAAAAAGUGAGGGCUUUACCUAGACUAGAGGGGGCUAUGGAUAAAUAUACAUGCGAUAGAGUAAACUGAGACUCGAAUCCUACAGAAUAGCAGAUAAGAGAAAACAAAACAAAGUGGCAUGCCCCUCCCAUGUGGAAGAGAAUAGAAGGCGGGAAUAAAUAAAUAAAUAACAAAAUAAUUCGUCGCCGUCGGUUUGAGAUAUUUUUUGCGCGAACGGAAAUUAUUCAUUUCAGGCAUCGCUAGCUAUUAAUGCCACUAAAUGCGGGCCGACUGUUUGUCGCUGGAAAAGGUUGGUUGGACGUUAAGGGCUGUGCGUUUGUUAGAUGGAAAGUUCUAUCAUCACUCAAGUGCAGAGAGAGGACUCUGUGUCGUCUUCGAAAACAGAUCGGGUGAAUAAAAGCUCGCCUCAGAAACCUGGAAGUCGAAAUAUCUUCAAAAAGCUCAUCUGUUGCCUUCGAGCACAAGAUGCCCAGCUGCCAGCUUCACCUACCCAUGAUGCCUUGCUAGCACCUGAGGACAAUGGAACCGUUGCCAAAAUACCAGGAGAGUGUCUUCUACCAGCAUUGACCUCUCAGGACCAGGGUAAGAUCUGUGUGGUCAUAGAUCUGGAUGAAACACUGGUGCAUAGCUCCUUUAAGCCAAUAAGCAAUGCUGAUUUCAUCGUGCCUGUGGAGAUCGAGGGGACCACACACCAGGUGUAUGUGUUGAAGCGGCCAUAUGUGGAUGAGUUUCUUCAGAGGAUGGGAGAAUUGUUUGAAUGUGUUCUGUUCACUGCCAGCCUGGCUAAGUAUGCAGACCCAGUGACUGACCUGCUGGAUCGGUGUGGCGUGUUCCAGUCACGGCUCUUCCGAGAAUCUUGCGUGUUCUAUCAAGGCUGCUAUGUUAAAGACCUGAGUCGACUCGGCCGUGAGCUCCACAAAACCUUGAUCCUGGACAACUCCCCUGCCUCAUACAUAUUCCACCCUGAGAAUGCUGUUCCUGUGCUGUCCUGGUUCGAUGAUACAGAGGACACAGAGCUGCUUCACCUCAUCCCAGUAUUCGAAGAGUUAAGCCAAGCCGAUGAUGUCUACAGCAGACUAGAACAACUCAGGGGUCUCUAAUCCCUACACUGUCAGAACAGGGCAAACCUCCAGGUUGUGUUGCACUGACUGCCAAUCACAUACAAGCAGCUCAUAUGACAGUAGACUCCCCCCUCUGACCUAAAAACACAAAAGCUUAUAAUCUACUGAAAAUUGUGCUGUUCUGUUACUUGGUUCAAGUGACUUAACUGUUCGAGAUGAUAAAUAUUUUUAUCGGAGACCGACUCUGUCAUCGAGUCUUUUGCAAUAAUAAUUUACAAUUUUUUUAUUACUUUUUACUUUUCUAGUUUGAUUAUUUUUUCUUUGACAUCUUUGGGAGAUUAAACCAGAUGCUGAUGAACAUUAUAAAAUUCAGGUCAAUCUAUGCAAGUUCUACUUGAACAGAUCACUAUUACACACUGUUUGUUUUAAUCUUUAUCAUUGAUUUAUCAUCAUACUUAAAAUAUUUUCAGGCAGUCUAGUGUUCCUAAUGUAUUCCAGACUCAUAAUGCCAGAAGAAUUGUAAAAUGGCAUGAAUGGGAUACAUAUUUUUAUUAUCCAACAUGCUAUGCAAAUGUUUUUUAUAACAAAUGUGACACCAACUCAUACACAUGUCUUGUUACUUUAAAGGCCUUUAAACACAAUUCAAUUUCACUAAGGUGCUUUAACAUGACAUUUAACGAAACACCUGUUUUUUUCUCUGUUUUGUGUGAAUUACAAGCACACACUGUUAAGUUACUUUGAUAUUUACUGUAUUCGUCUUAAAGUGUCCUUAUAUCUGCUUCAAGUGUACUUGAGUUUUGUUAUGAUGCUUGAGAGACAGAAUUAACACCACACAUAUUGAACCAAAGAAAUGCAUGUUGUUUAGUUUAUCGUACUCAUUGAGGGUUUACAUCAUGCUGUAUUUUGUCCAGACAACUACUUGUGCUGUCAUCUAUGUGUAUAUUUGGUUGAAACUUGAAUUCUUCGUAUGAAACGCUGUUGGCACAGACCAGCUGCUCCACCACCUUUUGUUUUUAAAUAUGAUCAGUUGUUUUUACUGUAGCAUAAGUAUUAAAAUGGCAAUUUUAUAUUCACAGCAAAAUGUUCAAAGGGUGGUGUCUUACCUGUGUAAGGUUUGUGUUAUGUGAUGUUCGACUUUUGUACUGCCGACAAUACACUUGUUUUCCUGUGCAACAUAAAAUAGUUGAAAUUC
Messenger RNA from Triplophysa rosa, 2292 nucleotides. RefSeq names its product CTD (carboxy-terminal domain, RNA polymerase II, polypeptide A) small phosphatase 2 (gene ctdsp2). Lineage: Eukaryota; Metazoa; Chordata; Actinopteri; Cypriniformes; Nemacheilidae. Bases 363 to 1139 code for a protein of 258 amino acids. The record is from RefSeq and is a predicted model, not a curated record. Gene Ontology annotation, molecular function: RNA polymerase II CTD heptapeptide repeat phosphatase activity. The transcript has 7 exons.